Messenger RNA from Tachyglossus aculeatus (Australian echidna), 4397 nucleotides. It is a transcript of the gene VWA3A, whose product is annotated as von Willebrand factor A domain containing 3A. The record is from RefSeq and is a predicted model, not a curated record. The transcript has 34 exons. Lineage: Eukaryota; Metazoa; Chordata; Mammalia; Monotremata; Tachyglossidae. Bases 110 to 3649 code for a protein of 1179 amino acids.
GAAGAAGGGGGCAGAGUUAGCAGGCCCUCGGCUUUCCUUGCUCUGAAGUGUUGGAAAAGUCAGAAACUGAAGCUGAAGACGGAAGAAUAAACCUUUGGGAGUUACCACAAUGGCUACUCAAACCAAAAAAGGAGUCCAAACUGGGGACCAGGUGCAGUUUCUGAAAAAAUUAAGCUUGGAAAGAAGAUCUGCUUCAGUCCCUGAGAAGCAGUCAAGAUGGCUGAAUGCUAGUGGGACAUCCCAGAUAGAAGAUAACGGAUUACUGGUUACACAUGUGAACCAGACCCAGGACCUAUUGAAGGUGCUGGGGAGGGUUGUAAAACCUGCAGCCCAGGAAGAUUCGCGAGAGUGGCUCAAGACCCACAGCUUGGAAUCCAAGGGGCUCAGCCUGGCCCAUUUGCUAAGCCAGGGUACUGUCGUCCUGAGUCAGGACAACAGUUGCUUGCAGCAAAUAGAGUUUCCUGAAGAUACCGUCAGCCGUUUUGAGUCACAGCUGUAUGAAGCGAUUGAACUGUAUCACCAGAGAAUUCAGUGGCUCAUGGAGGGCAGCAGAAAGGUAUUUGGCCUUAUUAAGGGGACGAAGGUUGGCAUACUAAUUGACUCUUCAGAGAUUUGCUGUGGGCCUCGGAAGCAGGAGUUCCAAACGGACCUUUUGUGUCUUAUAGAUGAGCAGCUGAGCCACAAGAAGCAGCUGUACUUUCUUUCUUUUGGGACGGAGCUCUCGACACUCUGGACUGAUCCUGUAGAGGUCAAUUUACCUGCCCUCUGUGAAGCCAGGCAGUGGGUGCAGGCGCUGCAGCCCUGUGGGGGUUGCAAUUUGCUGAAAGCCCUGAGGAAGGCCUUCACCAUACGAGAGCUGAAUUCCUUAGUGAUCAUUAUGGGAAGCUGCCCGGACCAGUCAUCAGAAAUUCUGUCAGACUACAUUCAGCAGGUCACCCUAGGAAGAGAUCUCAUCAUCCACAUAGUUACCUAUGAAUGCAGCAGUUAUAUGCCCCUGGUGAAUUUACAGAACUUCUCAGAAGCUGUCGGUGGCCGUUACCACUGCUACUCAUCGGCAUUGCAAAAUUUUGCCAGUAGUGAUGUGGACCAGCUCCUUUGUGAAGCUCAAAAAGCCAAAAUCCUUCUCAACUACAUCGAAGAGAUGUACCAGAGCAGGUCGGAAGACAACGUAGUGACCAGCACGAGGCAGGGAAUUUUCACAGAGGUUGCAGAUUUACCACAUUCCAGUUGCUUACCAAAACCUCCAAAGCACGAUAGUCCCCUCAAAAUAGAAACCCCAAACUUCCUGACCAAAACUUCUGCUGACUGGCUGAAGACAAAUGGAUUAAAAGCCAAGCAGUUGAACCUGUAUCAAGUUUUGGCUCCCAAUGCUUUCUCUCCUGUGGAGGAAUUUGUUCCUAUUCUCCAGAAAACAGUGUCUUCAACUCUUCAUGAGAGAGCAAUGGUGCAGUUUGAAUGGCAUGAUGGGACAGUCAAAAACGUUCAUGUGGAUCCACCCAUAUUGUACGAAUACCAGAAGCAGCUUGGCCGAGCAGUGAGGACGUAUGAGAGACGGAUUGAGUGGCUUUCCAUUGCUAGCAGGAGGAUCUGGGGCACAGUCUGUGAAAAAAGGGUGGUUAUACUGGUGGAUAUCUCAGUAACAAAUUCCAUGUACAUUAUUCAUAUCCAACAUUCCCUGCGACUUUUGCUCGAGGAACAAAUGUCAAACAAAGAUUUCUUCAAUAUCACUGCGUUCGGAAGUGAAAUUGAGAGCUGGAGACCUGAAUUGGCUCCCAUAAACCAAGAGAAUUUACAGAGUGCUUGGAGGUGGGUCCUGAGCCUGGAGUGUGGAGGAAGCAGGAAUAUUAUGAGUGCUGUGAGGAAAACCGUCGAGGUGGACCUGAAGGAGAAGGACAAACACACCUCCCAGGGGAUCUAUCUCUUCACAGGGGGAGUUCCUGACCAGGAGGUGUCCAUGGUCAGUGCCUAUGUUGCCGAGGUCUGUGGCGGCUGUGACUUGCGACUGCACAUCUGCCUGUUCCACAUCGGGGGCUCAGACCUAGAUGGCAUUAUUCCUGCCCGCUAUGCCAGCAUGGAUGACACCGCCAGCGCCUUCAAGGAGAUAGCUCAGGCUGCCAAUGGGAGGUUUCACUGGUUUGGAGACGUAGGCAUCUACGAGAGUGAUGAUAUCAGUGCGAUCAUGGCAGAAAUGGAAGAAGCAAUCAAUUUCUCCCAAAAGUGUGCUGCUCUCGUGGGAUCCCUGAAGAGCCGGGCAGGAUCCCACUUGGAAAGUAAGACCUCCCCAAAAGGAGACGGCAAGAUGCUGAAGGAGAGAAGCAGCCCCCAGAAAUUUUUCCCUCCAAAGCCCACAGCACUCACACUGGCCAGAAUGAACAUUAGAGACAGCCCUGACAGAGAGAAGAAGGUCACGGUGAAAGCCCUGACAUGGCGGCCUACCAGUGCCGGAGGAAUCAUUCCCCCAACCAAGCCAGUGAAAGAGUGGAGCCAGCCUGGGAGAAAGAAGAAAGCCAAGGCAAAGAAACGACCAGAGACAUCUCUUUCGGUAUUUUACAUUGACAAAGGGAGGAAUGUGGGUGUGGUGUACAGGAAAUACCCAAAGAGAAAGAGUGUCAGAAAGGCCGUUCCUUCUGUCGUCCUUCCAACUGGGCACAAAAUGUGUUCCACGCGAGAGUGGUUGAACAGGUACAGCCUCAAAAAACUGAAGUUAGAAUUACCCAAACUCAUGUUUGGUCCAAACUGCACUCAUCAGAAGAAAAUGGUCGCAACUCUUCAGAAACAAGUGUCGGCAAAGUACUGCAACAUUUUCCCAAGUGUAGAGGUCAAUGGUAUUGUGAAGCAUCUGCAGUUCCAGUCCAGGGACCUGGAAGAAUACAUAACACAGACAGAGAAAGUGGUGAAAUGCUACGUCAGGAGGAUGCAGUGGCUUCUGUCUGGAAGUCGACGACUCUUUGGCACCAUUUUGGAGAGAAAAGUGUGCAUCCUGUUGGACACAUCUGGGUCUAUGGGCCCCUGUUUGCAAAUGAUCAAGAAGGAGCUGACCCUGCUGAUCUGGGAACAGUUGAGGACCCACUGCGACAGCUUUACCCUACUCAGCUUUGCAGACAGCAUGGCCAUGUGGCAGGAAUGCCUGGUGGAGGUCACUGAUGACACAUGUCACGAUGCAGUACAGUGGGUGUCCAAGCUGCGGGCUCAAGGCAGCACAUGUGUUCUGAAAGCUUUACAGAAAGCUUUCUGUGUUCAAGAUGUAAAGGGAUUGUACCUCCUGUCAGAUGGAAAGCCAGACACAAGUUGCAGCCUCAUUCUAAAAGAAGUUGAAAAGCUGACAGAGAAACGAGAUAUUAAAAUUCACACCAUUUCUUUUAACUGCUCAGAUGGGGUAGCUAUUAGAUUCCUGAAGAAGUUGGCCUCUUUGACUGGGGGACGCUACCACCACUGUCAUGGGGACAUAGAUGGCCAUUUUGCUGCCUACAGAUUACUGACCGAAGGAUUUUCUGAUGAAGACGACCCAAUUUUGCCAUUAUUUGAGGGUGAUGAUUUGAAGGAGCUUGCUCAAGAGGUAGCCAAAGCCAGGCAUUUCCUAGUGGAGGCCCAAUCCUUUAGGUUACUGCUAAAAAAGAAGAACUUAGACUCAAAGGACAAGUCUUUUUAGACAAGAGCUCUCAGGAGGUGUGAACCAAAAAGUGGUCAACUGAGGGAUCACAAGCCCAUCCCCAGCGUCGAUCCUGGGGUCCAGCUUCUCCAAGGCUCACACUGUGGACACCACUGUGGACACCACCCCACCACCACACUGGGGUCACAGGAAGAAACAAUUAGAGAUGAUAACCUGUGGCCAAGAGUUGAAGAACUGAUUUGCUAUUUACAUCUUGCUGUCACCGUCAUUGUCCUCAAAGGCCAAAUGAGGGUCAGUCUAAUUCCACUGGGAGUUGGGCUGCAGAAAAUGACUUAGAUCAUUUUUGACACAGAAGAGUUAUCCUUUUCCCUUUAUGGUCAGUCUUCCAGUAAUGCGGGAUUAUAUUCUUGGAAAACUUCACAUUGUAGUACACACUCCUUUGAUCAAUGUUGUGCAGAACGCAUACAGCUGUUUCUUCUGAAAAUGCAUCGCAUAUGGUCCAGACGCACAUGGUCAGAAAAACAUUCCCUAAUUCCCCAAGAGCAUUCAAGUAGAGGGAAAACCCGUGUUGUAGGAGAGCUGACUGUGUUUUCUCCCCACAGCAAAUUUCCAAGACAGUCUCCUUCUGGGGCUCAUCCCAUCAUUCAGGCAAAACUGAGCUGAUUUUCCAGUAGCUUGUUCCUGCAGGUAAUUCUGUACUAAUUAGACGUGGCUAUGAGAAUGUGAAUUAGGUAUCCCAUGUAUUUGUAUCCUUUUAAAAAAAAUUACUUCUACACACAUAUAUGUG